This is a messenger RNA of Hyaloscypha bicolor E, 3345 nucleotides long. Its product is annotated as pre-rRNA processing protein-like protein Utp22. Gene Ontology annotation, cellular component: UTP-C complex; small-subunit processome; CURI complex. Gene Ontology annotation, biological process: rRNA processing; tRNA export from nucleus. Bases 1 to 3345 code for a protein of 1114 amino acids. NCBI's taxonomy places the organism in Eukaryota, Fungi, Ascomycota, Leotiomycetes, Helotiales, Hyaloscyphaceae. The record is from RefSeq and is a predicted model, not a curated record. The transcript is spliced from 3 exons.
AUGAGUCCGUUAUCAGCAAAGCGGCGCAAGCUGGACCAUACUUCAACAUCUCUCGAUGACAGCGAGUCAGAAGCCAAUGAACCGCAAUCAACUCCCAACAUCUCGGAAGAAGCUCCAGCACCACCCCGGCCGAGACACACGAAGCGGACUCACGAUGACGAUGAUGCGGCUUUGUAUGCUGGAGGGAUCUACAAGUCCAGCUUGUUCAAACUGCAAGUUGACGAGUUAUUGCGUGAAGUAGCGCCAAACUACGCGAAGCGGUUCGGCGGAUUAACAGAGGCUUUGCACAAACUAAAGGGCUUGAUUGAAGGUAUUGAAGAACGCGAUGCUCUCUCUAUUUCAGACGCCACUGAGUGGCUGCACAAAUCACACAAAAUUGCUGUCCCUUUUCCGGAUCCAAAGCCUGACAAGAACGCUGCAUACAAGUUGACGUAUACAAGACCAUCAAACAUAAAUGUCAUUGGUAGCUACGUUCUCAGGACAAUGGUGAAGUCAGACAGCACCUUGUCUGUAGAUAUGCUUGUGGUGAUGCCGGCGUCAAUUUUUCAGGAGAAAGACUACCUGAACUAUCGAUAUUUCUAUAAAAGAGCCUAUUACCUAGCUUGCAUUACUGCCGGGCUACAGCAAUCUGUUCAAGAAGAAUUUGGUCUUGCUUUUGAGUUUCUUCAUGGAAACGAGCUUCAUCCAAUUUUGAUUUUGAAGCCCAAGUCUGACGCAACAAAGCCAGUGCUAAAUUACGCUAUCAAAAUAAUUCCUGCUGCCCCUCAAGGAAUCUUUGCGGCAUCCAAGCUGCAUCCAACCAAAAAUUCCGUACGACCAAAAGAUAGUGCUGAACAUGAACGCGCAGUUCAGGUGCCCACUCCGUUCUACAAUGCCUCGAUACAAUCAGACUGCAAUUUUGAAUCUUAUCUGAAGCUUCUUCAUUCCGCCUUGAAGUCAUCAGACGGAUUCAAGGAUGCGUGUAUUCUUGGCAGAAGUUGGCUUCGACAACGCGGGUUUGCUAGCCAAAUUUCCACCGGAGGCUUUGGGCAUUUCGAAUGGGCCGCCUUGACAGCAUUACUGCUCAAAGGCGGAGGUGCUAAAGACCAUAGUGUCCUCUCACCGGGGUAUAGUAGCUAUCAGAUGUUCAAAGCCGUUCUGCAAUUUCUCUCGGCGCACGAUCUAGUAGCCAAUCCGGUCGCUUACGAAUCAAUAGACUAUGUUGCUUCUAGGCCUCCUGGUCCAGUGCUCUUCGACGGCCAUCGUGGCCAGAAUCUGCUUUAUAAGAUGACCUCCUGGUCAUAUCAUCUCCUCCGAGAAGAAGCUAGAGCAUCUUUGAGUAUGCUCAAUGACGCAACAUUUGACCAAUUCGAGUCGACAUUCAUCGUCCGAACAUCCCGGCCCUUGCAACGAUGGGAUUGCAUAUUCAAACUUUCUCUCCCAUCUCAACCUAUUAGGACGCCUUCCUGCGACCACAUGUCAAGUGUCGCAGAAUUUAGCCUUCGUGUUGCUGAAGUUCUUGCAGAAGGCUUGACGGACAGAAUUAAGAUUUUUGACAUUAAAGGACCAGAAACGACUUCGUGGUCAAUCAAAUCAGCUGCGCCAUCCACAGUACAGCCGUCAUUGAUGGUUUCCGUGAGUUUUGACCCAGCGAAUAUUGAUCGAUUGGUCGAUCACGGGCCACCGGCAGAGGAGAAGAAAAAAGCCGCAAAGUUCCAGAAGUUCUGGGGGGAGAAGGCAGAGUUGCGUCGAUUCAAAGAUGGAAGCAUCCUGGAGAGCUUGGUCUGGUCAUCCGGCUCGAGUUAUUCCAUCUUCCAGAGUAUCACGACCUAUCUCGUGAAACGACACUUUGGUCCUGAGGUUGCCGGCAGCCUUAAAUUUAUUGGAGAGGGAUUCGAGCGCCUUCUCCUUGGCUCUGGACCUAGCACAAAGUCCUUCGAAACUCUUAGACAAUCUUUCAGUGCGUUUGAGAAGCAAGUAAGAGAUCUCGAAGGUCUUCCCUUGCAAUUAAGGCAUCUCUCGCCUGUGUGUGCUCAGCUCAGAUAUUCGUCCAUCGAGCUACCCUCAUUCAGCUCAGGUCAGCCGCUUAGAAAUCCCGCCGAUGUCUUGAUACAAUUCGAAGGAUCGGGGAGGUGGCCAGAUGAUGUGGUUGCAAUUCAGCGUACAAAGAUUGCAUUUCUGCUCAAAAUUGGCAGUCUGCUAGAAGAAGUUGAUGAAAGUACCACGACACGACUUGGCCUGGAGAAUGAAGACAAACCUCACCAGAAUUGUGCCUUUCUGCAUGUGAUCUACGGCUCCGGUGCCGCAUUCAGACUUCGAAUUCACAACGAUCGCGAGCAGAUCCUGCUUGAGCGACAGAUUAAAGAUAAAUCUACCGACCAUCGGGUCCGGGAGGACGCUGCCUCAGCGUUAUCAGUGUAUAAGAGAUCAUUCCUACAACUGCCUCUGCACACACAAUCCAUCGCUACCCAUUGCACCCGGUUCCCGCUUUUGUCGCCGACUAUUCGCCUUAUGAAGAUGUGGUUCGACCGACACAUGCUGGCGGGACAUAUCAGAGACGAGGUCAUUGAGCUUUUGGUGGCUCGUACUUUCAUGCAGCCAUAUCCUUGGCGUACACCAUCAUCUACAAUGACCGGUUUCUUGAGAACGCUAUUGUUCAUAUCUAGAUGGGAUUGGCGCGUGGAGCCCUUGAUUGUGGAUUUCACGGGGACUAUGACAAGCAAAGACGUCGACUCGAUCAACACUCGACUCGAGGCUUGGAGAAAAAUCGAUCCAGCCAUGAAUCGAACGGUCUUAUUUGCCGCUUCCAAUCAUGAUAAAACCGGCACGGCGUUUACUGAUAACGGACCCUCAAAAUUGGUUGCUUCGCGUAUGACAUCACUGGCUCGGUCUGCAUGCAAGUUGGUUAAAGAAAAGGACUUGGAGCUGGACCCAAGAUCGUUGUUCGUCGCUUCCACAGCUGACUACGACUUUGUGAUCCAUCUGUCCCCUCACUUUGCUGGCAACCACCAGCAAAAAGAAGCAUCAAAACCUAAGUACAAGAACCUUGAGAUGCAUUCAGAGGCAACUUUGGAUAUUGUAGGAUAUCAACCAGUCCACUCGUACAUUGACGAGCUGAAGAAGGUUUACACAAACACAGUGGUUUUUUUUCAUGUUGAACUUCCCGGCUCAGUCAUUGCCGGUUUGUGGAAUCCCCAAGCAGUAGCUCCCCGACCUCUGAAAGUCAAUUUGGCGUACUCAACCACGCCGGCAGGCGUCGCGGGCGAGGAGAAUGAGGGAGUGAUUCAACUUGACAAGUCUGCAAUCCUAGCAGAAAUCGCAAGGUUGGGAGGAGAUAUGGUGUCCGAGAUUGUAGUGCAUCGAUGA